GAGCUGCUGUUUAGCUUUCUUGCAUUUCUACGCUGGGAGUUUUUUCCUCUGUAAACGUUUAUUAUUUACAUUCUAACUUACCGUUGAAAGAUAUGGCUAUUGUAGAACAACAGCUCAGCUUGUAGGCUCGUUGUUUGAGUUUAUUUUAACCCACGUCGUCGUCAGAGAGAGUUUCAGAGGAGGAUUCUGCUGCCAUCAACCCCUGUUGUGGAUUAUAAUGUUAUGACAAUGGACUCCAUCUCCCACUCUCAUAUUGUUAGAAGUAAAUACAGUUCUCUAUCUGUAACCCUUUCAUUUCCCAAGACAUUGUUUUUGCUAUGAGCACCAACUGAUGUUUGUUUCCCAGAAGUAUGCCACAAAAGGACAAGUGAGUGGAGAACCUGCAGCUGAUCCUAAACAAUGCUGGGACGUGUAAUGUCAGUGUGGUUCUGGUUUGGGUCAGAUCGUUCUGGAUUCUGCCUGGGAACAUGUUUAUCAACAGCACUCAUGCUACUGAUGUAUGCUGGGAGCAUCCAGGCAAGUCUGAGUGUAGGUCCAGGAGGAGACUUCCCAAGGUUCAGAGAUGUGUGUCUGUAUGCUCUCAGUCAUGAUGAGCUGACUUCCCUGCUGGUCAGCGUUGCUCUCCUGCUGUUGUUCGGACCAUGUCAGGAGCGUCGCUGGGGGACGGUCGCCUGGCUUGCCCUCUCCAUCCUGACAGUGGCCCUUCUGCCUUUUCUCUACGCUGUGCUCCUCUUUGCUGGUGGGGGCGAGGCGAGUCGGAUCUGUGGGUUCUCUGCCGUCCAGCUCGCUCUGUUCACAGCUCAGUGUCGACAGGUGACACAAAGGCGGCUGCUGAGGUGUUUGCCAGUCUGGUUUCUGCCCUGGCUUGUCCUGCUGAUUGGCCUGCUGCUGCUGCCCGGGACACCUGCCAUGCUUCACUUCUGUGCGAUAUGCAUCGGACACAACUAUCGCCAACCCUUUAUUGGAAUGGUACAGGAGCUGGAGGAGGCCAGGCUCUUGGAUUUCAUUCCUGAUUGGGUGUAUGUUCGCACCUCAGUCAGGUUCAGAUUGCCCUUCUACGCUACCUCACAAAGAUCUAGAUCACUUUCUCAGAUGAUGCCUGUAGAUCAGGCGGCUGCUCCCCCACUGACUGAGCCCUCCGCUAUGAACCACCACCCAUGGGUUGAACCAUUGCCUUCCUGGGUAAUGGAGGAGUCUGCUGCUCUGUCUGAGGCAGAGGUGCUGGAGGAGCAGAUGCUCAGAGCAGGAAUACUGGCCUCAUUACAGGACGCUCCUGAUGACCCUGAUGCAAAAGUGGAGGUGCCCAAAUCAUCCGUGUCGUCUCUGCGACUGCAGCAGCUGGAGAAGAUGGGCUUCCCCACAGAGAAAGCUGUAGUGGCUUUAGCAGCCUCGAAGCAGCUAGAUGGCGCCAUCUCCCUGCUUAUUGAAGACAGCGUUGGAGAACAAGCCGUGGUGGUAUCAAAGGGAAAGAGUUCCUUGCCACCGCACAGCAGCUAGAAGACCUCACACUCCUGGACAGAGUCUGUAAAGAUGUGUGCACUCGUCCAGUAAACUGAACAUACAUAUUAUGCUUGGGUUUUGCUGAGCUUCAGUGUUUUCCCUGUGGGCUAUACGUAGAACUAUUUUAAUGAUCACAAUCCCUCAUAAAAAGAUGUGAUGAAAGUCUAAACACUUGCAAACUUGACCCACUUUAUGUACCUGCACAUAGAAAUGUACGUCGGAGAGAGCGUGUGUCAUUUAAUUAUGUCAUAGAAGUGUUUAAUGAAUACUGUUGUACCACAAAUGAAAACAGGUGACAUGUUUAAAAAAAACCAAUGAACAUUAUUUUAUUACACCGAUCAUCUAGACAGGAUUAUCUUAACACAGUAACACAUUUGCAAGAAAAAAAAAAAAAGGUCCAAAAUAUGAAAUGGUUACACGACAGCAUACAAAAUAAACUACAAUUCAUCAUUUUAAAUAGUUUCACAAUAAGUUUGAUAUAAGAUGAAAAAAAGUCUUUUCAUCAGGACAGUUUAAGCAGUUUACCAACACAACAGUGGUAAAAACAUGUUCAAGUUCUAUUAACAGUUUUGCUAUUUCCUCUGCGUGUAUGUGUGUGUGUUUAACAUCUUGACACAGGCAGCCAGAUUUGCAAAGAGUUAUUUCAAUGCAUUUUGUUUCCAACACUGUUCACGACUGUUCCUGCUGAUAUGCAGCCAAAUACAAAUGUUUGUGCACUUUUUUUUUGUCUUUUGUUGCACAGAUUAAAUGUCAAAAUGCUA
Messenger RNA from Stegastes partitus (bicolor damselfish), 2261 nucleotides. RefSeq names its product rhomboid domain containing 3 (gene rhbdd3). Gene Ontology annotation, cellular component: membrane. NCBI's taxonomy places the organism in Eukaryota, Metazoa, Chordata, Actinopteri, Pomacentridae. The transcript has 5 exons. The coding region runs from base 400 to 1497 and encodes 365 amino acids. Gene Ontology annotation, molecular function: protein binding; serine-type endopeptidase activity. The record is from RefSeq and is a predicted model, not a curated record.